This is a messenger RNA of Bombina bombina (fire-bellied toad), 909 nucleotides long. RefSeq names its product homeobox protein SIX3. The transcript is spliced from 2 exons. The coding region runs from base 1 to 909 and encodes 302 amino acids. The record is from RefSeq and is a predicted model, not a curated record. NCBI's taxonomy places the organism in Eukaryota, Metazoa, Chordata, Amphibia, Anura, Bombinatoridae. Gene Ontology annotation, molecular function: DNA-binding transcription factor activity, RNA polymerase II-specific; RNA polymerase II cis-regulatory region sequence-specific DNA binding. Gene Ontology annotation, cellular component: nucleus; transcription regulator complex. Gene Ontology annotation, biological process: eye development; brain development; regulation of transcription by RNA polymerase II.
AUGGUUUUCAGAUCCCCUUUAGAGCUUUAUCCCACCCAUUUCUUUUUGCCCAACUUCACCGAUCGAACUCUGCUCCUGGCCAGCGGUAGCGGCAGCGUCAGCAGCAGCAACAGUGGCUCCCGAGCCCAAGAAGAGUUGUCCAUGUUUCAGCUGCCCACUCUCAACUUCUCCCCGGAGCAAGUGGCCAGCGUAUGCGAGACGCUGGAGGAGACCGGGGACAUUGAGAGGCUGGGGAGGUUCCUAUGGUCCCUACCGGUGGCACCAGGGGCAUGUGAGGCCAUCAACAAGCACGAGUCGAUCCUGAGAGCCAGGGCGGUGGUGGCCUUCCACACGGGCAACUUCAGAGACCUCUACCACAUCCUGGAGAACCACAAGUUCACUAAGGAGUCCCAUGGAAAGCUGCAGGCCAUGUGGCUAGAGGCUCACUACCAGGAGGCCGAGAAGCUUAGGGGUCGCCCCUUAGGACCAGUUGACAAGUAUAGGGUAAGGAAGAAGUUCCCCCUGCCCAGGACCAUUUGGGAUGGAGAACAGAAAACUCAUUGCUUCAAGGAGAGGACUCGAAGCCUCCUAAGGGAGUGGUACCUACAGGAUCCUUACCCCAACCCUAGCAAGAAAAGGGAAUUAGCCCAGGCCACCGGCCUGACACCAACACAAGUGGGCAACUGGUUCAAAAACCGAAGGCAAAGAGAUAGGGCAGCAGCUGCUAAAAACAGGCUUCAGCACCAGUCUAUUGGACAGAGCGGUAUGAGGUCGCUGGCAGAUCCUGGCUGCCCCACUCACAGCUCGGCAGAGUCUCCUUCUACAGCGGCGGCCAGUCCCACCACAAGUGUGUCCAGCCUGGCGGAGAGAGCUGAGACUGGGACAUCCAUCCUUUCGGUCACAUCCAGCGACUCAGAAUGUGAUGUAUGA